This is a messenger RNA of Mycena indigotica, 2742 nucleotides long. RefSeq names its product Kinesin-like protein. The transcript has 9 exons. Lineage: Eukaryota; Fungi; Basidiomycota; Agaricomycetes; Agaricales; Mycenaceae. Gene Ontology annotation, cellular component: nucleus; kinesin complex; microtubule. Gene Ontology annotation, biological process: microtubule-based movement. Gene Ontology annotation, molecular function: ATP hydrolysis activity; microtubule binding; ATP binding. The record is from RefSeq and is a predicted model, not a curated record. Bases 10 to 2742 code for a protein of 910 amino acids.
CCAACCACGAUGUCCCGGGCCCCCUCUCGUACGGCAACCCGUCCAAAGACACCUGCUGCACCGCCGACCACUCGCUCUACGCGCGCCACAGCGGCAAAAACCGCAUCCGCCCCCGCUGAACCUCCACCAAAGAAAACCACAACAAGAAAGCCACUCGUCAGCAAGGACAAUGCAACAGAGACAAGUGCAAACGCGCCUGCCGCAGCUAAGAAGCCCAAGGCUGUAAAGAAGCCUGCGAAGAUGGUCGAGGAGGAGCAAACGGAGAACAUCAUGGCAUAUCUACGACUCAGGCCACCUCUUGGAGACGAUGAACCCACAAAUACCCCAUAUCUCCUGCCACUCUCCGAGUCCUCUGUUCGGAUGACUGACCCAAACGACCCUCACGAGAAUGCAGCACGCUUCAGGAUGUCGGCUGCCACACCUUCCUCGAUCUACAAAUUCUCGAAAGUGUUCCUGCCCGCAACGGCACAGUCCGACUUCUUCACUAAAACAACUCUGCCUCUUGUCCGCGAUGUCCUGCAAGGACAGAAUGGCUUACUGUUUGCUUAUGGUGUUACCAACUCCGGCAAAACAUAUACUGUCCAGGGUGGGAAGAACGAGGGUAGCGCUGGGAUCCUUCCGCGAUCUCUGGAUGUGAUUUUCAACAGUAUCGAAGGGCUUCAUGGCUCAGGAAAGUACCGCCCUGUUCGUCUUCAAGGAGUCGAAUUAGCCGACAAAAGCGACUCGGCGCCUCCGCCGGUUGCGCCGGCUCCAGGUGUCGCUGAGGUUCUGGGCCAGCAUAUGGAUGCGGCUGCUUCUGAUGCCGACAUCGAUCCAACCGUUUUGACUCUCGACCGUAACUACGAAUACACGAUCUGGAUUUCUUACGCGGAGGUCUACAACGAGAAGGUUUACGACCUACUGGACAAUGUGCAGGAGAAUCCUGCUGGCGGCAUCCCGCGGUCCAAUAGUGGCAAAUCGCUGCUCCUGACACGCAAGGCGCUCCCGUUGAAGCCCUCUCCUCUGUCAGACUCGCCUGACUCCGGCGUCACUGGGAAAUAUAUUUCUGGCCUACGCCAGUUCCGCGUCCACAGUGCUGCGCAGGCAAAGGGACUCAUCAAACUCGGUCAACUACACCGUCGGGUCUUUGGGACUUUGGCUAACCGCGAAAGCAGUCGCAGUCACGGAAUGGUCAUCAUCAAAGUUGUCCGUGGGCAUCGUGGCGAGCGUGACGAUCCCACUUCUCUACAAAUUGCGCGUUUGACUUUGGUUGACUUGGCCGGUUCAGAGCGGACCAAGCAUACCCAGACGACGGGCGACAGACUUCGGGAGGCGGGUAAUAUCAACAAGUCACUCAUGGUGCUCGGGCAAUGCAUGGAGGUUCUUCGCAGCAACCAGCGCAAACUCGCAAUAAGCCUUGGGCAAGAUGCCUUCGAUGGUCGUAUGGACACGCGGGACGUCAAGCGCGGCCUCGCGCUCGUUCCCUUCCGACAUAGCAAACUAACGGAAAUACUGAUGGAUUACUUUGUCGGCGAUUCCCGCGCGGUGAUGAUCGUGAAUGUGAACCCUUACGACACGGGAUACGACGAAAAUUCGCAUGUGAUGAAGUUUUCUGCGCUUGCCAGGGAGGUCUAUGUUACCCCAGCCCCGGUUCCUGCACAAAGAGUGCCAGGGAAGAGUAAGCAGGCUGAAGCAGCUGCGCCGAAACCAUAUCGCCGCAAAGUUACCAUCUCAACUGGAGGUCCAGGAGAGAGGGCUCAUGAAGCGGUCUUGGAGGUACUGGAAGAGGAUGAGGCUGAUGGGGCUGGGAGUGACGAGGACGACGAGCCGAUCAAUCCGCUUGUAGACGCCUUAUUCGAUGAGGUUGAGCAGUUGCGGAUGCAGUUGUACGAAUCUGAAAUGCGAUGUGCCAUAAUCGAGGCCGAGGUCCGCGAAGAGGUCAUGAAGGAAAUGGAGGAACGAAUGGCGAAGAUGGAGAAAAUGUACACUCUGCGGAUCCAGAACGAGGUCACCCGUAGUGAAGAGAAGACAGAUGCCAAAAUCGACAUGUUGCACCAAUCUGGUUUAUUUGCUAGUCCCGUCAAGCGCCCGCAGCAGCCCCCGCCGCGACGGUACGAGGAGAGCGACGAGGAAGAAGACGUCGAGACCAGUUUGAUGGAAUAUGGCACGGCAGAUGAGACAUCUGACGAUGAUGAGUCAGAACGUGCCCGUUCAGAGUCUCCGCUGGCUGGGAAGAGACCUGCUGUUAUUCGCGAAGUUCGCAAGUUUAUUCCGGACCCGCCGAUGCUCCCGUCUGAUGCCGAAGACGCGGCGUUUACGGAAUCGGAGAAUGAAUCGGAGGAGGCAGAAGAAGAAUCAGAUGCGGACUCGGAGAGCGUUGCUGAUAGCGGUGUCUCGGGAAGCGAGGUUGAAGACGAGGAUUAUCAAGAACACGUGACGGACGAUGAUGACGAGGAGGAUGAAGACGAGCUGAUGCUUUCUCCGACCAAGACCCCCCGUGCUAAGCCCCGGCCCAUCCCGAUGAGGGUUGCUAGCCCUACACCGGCACCGGCGCCAAGAGUCUCCAAACUGACCCGUGAAUUGCGGGGCAUGAAGCUCGCAGAGUCAGAAGCUGAGGAGUCUGAUGCGGCAGAGUCCACUACAGGGAAGAGAAAGAAACGGCAACUCGGAAAGAAGAAAAUCGUUACCGAGGAAGAAGUGGAGCGGGCUAUCGCCAAAGCUGACCAGGGACGGCCAGUCAGGCGGAUGACGGGCCGAUAUUGA